AUGCCAUACGAUCGUCGCCCGCGUCAAAUCGCUGAAGAUCCCGAGGUGGUCGCCGAACGGGAGUACAAUCUUGUGCACGGAAUCGCCGAAAAUGCAAAGUCUAAGAACGCGAUGAAAGGGUGUGAUGUGGUGGAAAUGAAUAAUGGUGAGAUGGAGGUGAAUGAAUUCCUCGACAAUCCACCAAUUGCCGUCCCGAUCUCGCCCGCCUCGUCGGACAGUGGGAAUGUGAGCACAGCCUCAUCACUUCACAAGACGAAUUCGUGGAAAGAGGAGAAGGCCGAUAGAAAGAAAAGAUGCCGAGGAGUGAGUGGAAGUUCCAUCAAGAAAGACGGUGGUCGAUUCGAGCUCGGUUUUGAAAGCUAUGAAGAUGACGAGCUGUUCAGUGACGGGGAAUGGGAAGAUUUAAAGAAGUUGAACAUCAAGGACUACGAUUACGAUCCAGAGGAGACAUUCACUGUUUCGCAAGCGAAGAAUGAAAUCUAUCCAUCAUUUUGCUCGCAUCUUGAUGGGCAGAAUCUCGGAAAAGCCGUUGAUCUCGUCUCACUUUUCGUUGAUUGUCGAUCGGAAGAGGAGCGAAUCACCGCGUUGUAUUCUGCUUUGUGUCAGAUUGUUGAGGAAGAGCUCAAAUCCGAGUCAGGAGUCGGUCGAAUCAGCGAGGAUCCAUGUGGUGAGUACCGAAUCGCUGUGAUGGUUGCCGGUUUGAUCAACGAGAUGUACCCGGAUGUGAACAAUUUCGCGACACACCUCAAGAAUGCCUGUUUCCCUGACAUGGAAGCGGUGCCAGCGUUCGUUAACUCGAUCAUUGAGACGGCGAAGACGUUCGUUGAGUUCGCCACCGACGAGAUCAAAGGAGAGAUGCAAGGAUGUCCUGACGAAGCUGUGGACGCCGUCGUUGACGCGAUGACGGGCGGCUCAUUCGACAGGGACGUUUUCAAGGAUCUUUGUGAGGGUCUCGAGCUUUUCCAUGUGGAAAUUAUCAAGAGGGCACUCGUCUGCGCGGUGAACUCGAUGGAUCUCCAAGUGAUGCACCGCGUCGAAAAAGCCAUCUUACAAUUUGCUAGUUAUUCAGGAGAAAAAUUUGACUGUACAUAUCGCUUUGCUUUGUCUCGGGUGCUCGCACAAGCGGAGAAGGUGUUCGGUGAUGCGGUCGCGUGGCCAAACGCGCUUCGUCUCGUUGUGGCUGGAGUGGUAGAGAAUGAACAGUGUUGGGCCUACUACUCGGGACCCGGACGUAAUUGGAAGAAAAUUCCAAAAGCCACGGUCACUCUCUGCACCGACUCGCCGGGUUCUUCUCAUCUCAUGGUGCUUCAAGAGGUCCCCAAGAAUAACAUUUUCCUUCUCAAAGAGCUC
Molecule: messenger RNA, 1350 nt
Organism: Mesorhabditis belari
Lineage: Eukaryota; Metazoa; Nematoda; Chromadorea; Rhabditida; Rhabditidae
Source: the annotation of a GenBank genome assembly